AUGCCUCAAAGAGAUGUUGUAACGUGCAGUGCCAUGAUUAGCAUAUGCUAUGCAGGAUUGGUAGAGAAGGGCUUGUCUACUUUCAAGAACUUGGUGCAAGAGCAUGGAGCUAAAAUUGGGCCAAAGCAUUAUUCUUAUCUUGUCGACUUGUUGGCUCGAGCUAGAAAGAUUGAUGUUGCAGUGGAUUUGGUUGAAAAAAUGUCUCAAGGAAGUAUGGCAAACCCAGGUGUUAAUGCUGGAUAUUUGUUGGCCUGUAACAUGUACGCAUAUGGUGGUUCUAGUCUAAUACUGCAAAUUAAGAUCUUUGAUGAACGAAAAUGGCGUCAAAGUGCCUGCAGGCAGCAUCUUCAUCCAUUUCAACAGCGGUAG
Messenger RNA from Oldenlandia corymbosa var. corymbosa, 369 nucleotides. The record is from the annotation of a GenBank genome assembly. Lineage: Eukaryota; Viridiplantae; Streptophyta; Magnoliopsida; Gentianales; Rubiaceae.